AUGUCACUCGCUUUUCGAACCCUGGGUCGUGAUGGCCCCCAGGUCUCCGCCGUAGGGCUUGGGCUCGGUAGCAUCGGCGGAUUCUAUGGAUCAGCAGGUACGACCGAUGAGAGAGUCGCCCUUUUAGACCAUGCAAAUAUGGCAGGGCUGCGCUUCUGGGAUAUGGCGGAUGUUUAUCUGGACAGCGAAGACGUGGUGGGUGAAUGGAUCAAGCGAUCGGGAAACCGCGAUGACAUUUUUCUCGCUACUAAGUUCGGACUCUUGCGUCAAGCUGAUGGAACUCAUAAGUUCCGGUCGGACCCUGAGCAUGUGAAGGCUGCCUGUGAAAAGAGUCUCCAGAGACUUGGGGUUGAUACUAUUGACCUUUACUAUUGUCAUCGGGUGGAUGGCGUUACACCCAUUGAAAAGACGAUCGAGGCGAUGGUCGACCUGAAAAACCAAGGCAAAAUUCGCUAUCUCGGGUUAUCUGGCGUCUCGGCGUCCACGCUGCGUCGUGCACACGCCGUCCACCCAAUCACCGCGUUGCAGAUGGAAUACAGCCUCUUCACACUAGAUAUCGAAUCACAAGCCUCGGGAAUUUUAGAAACUUGCCGCGAGCUAGGCGUCGCGAUAGUGGCCUUUUGUCCCAUCGGCCGUGGCAUCCUGACUGGUCAAUUCCAGUCACACCAUGAUUUCCCCGAAAAUGACUUGCGUCGCGCGUUGCCGAAAUUUUCCGAGAAAAACUUCCCAGGGGUUCUGAACAUAGUUCGGAAGUUGAAAGAUGUCGCCGAAGUCCAUGGGUGUACCACUGCACAGGUCGCUCUUGCGUGGCUCCUGGCCCAAGGAACGGAUAUCAUCCCGAUUCCUGGCACGAAGACACCGGCGAGGAUGAAUGAGAAUGCGGCAUCUGGACAGAUUCAGCUUAGCGACGCUGAGCUGCAAGAGAUUCGGAGUAUAGUGGAGCAAACGGAGAUUGAAGGUUCUCAGUACUCUACAGCAACGAUGGCUGUUCUGCAGAACGAGACUCCUCCACUAUAG
Molecule: messenger RNA, 1017 nt
Organism: Penicillium longicatenatum
Lineage: Eukaryota; Fungi; Ascomycota; Eurotiomycetes; Eurotiales; Aspergillaceae
Exons: 3
Coding region: 1-1017 (338 amino acids)
Cellular component (GO): cytoplasm
Source: RefSeq, a predicted model, not a curated record